Messenger RNA from Naumovozyma castellii, 1722 nucleotides. RefSeq names its product Ssh4p (gene SSH4). The record is from RefSeq and is a predicted model, not a curated record. Lineage: Eukaryota; Fungi; Ascomycota; Saccharomycetes; Saccharomycetales; Saccharomycetaceae. The coding region runs from base 1 to 1722 and encodes 573 amino acids. The transcript has a single exon.
AUGACAAUAAUAGACUUUAACCUAUACGACAAAUUGCUUAAUACGGGCAGGGAUGACAAUCGAUAUAUGAUACCUGAUCCCCCAACUAUUCCACAACCACCUGUUGAUUCAGACCCAGAAACAGUAAGUCUAGCGUUUCUUAUAAGUCUAUCAGUAACGUUUGCAAUCUUGAUGCUAUUGUUGAUGGUGAUGGCUGCAUAUAUUACUUUUUGUGGGGCAGAUGAAGCUGAAUAUGACGAAGAGUCUGGGCAAAGACCCCGUGGCCCACCCAGGUUUAACAUACUUUUUAGUAAGAGACACGAUGGAAUCCUCUUAGACUCAAGUUUUACAUCUCCUGGACAAUUUGAUGAUGAAUGUGAACAUCAGGAGAGAGAGCACACCGAACUGAAUAGAAUGUCACCUUUCGAACUUGAACUUUAUAAACGAUCCAAUGAGUUUCAGGAAGUAGCACCUCCACAUAUUGAUGAAUUUGGUACUUAUUUGAAAGCUACUGACUUACAAGUCAUCAAAGAUAGAGGAAUACAAAGUUAUUUUUUAUUGCCUAGUAUUAACGAUAAUGUGAAUAAGCAGGGGAACUUCCUGCCAAGUUUUCUCAUACAAGAUAAGUUAGAUAUGGUUUUCACCAAGUAUAAUAAGAGUUCAUCGACCGUCAUGAACUAUCCUUUGCCGUAUACCAAGAGGGAUGCAGUUUAUUUUGAAGUUAAGGUAUUCAAACAUCAACCUGUUUCUAAUACUAUCUUUAGUAUUGGAUUGGUAACAGUUCCUUAUCCAUACUUUAGAAUUCCUGGGAUGGCGAAAUUUUCUAUAGCGUAUGAAUCUACAGGAAAAUUGAGAAUAAACAAUCCAUUUAUGGCAAGUACUCUACUGCCGAAACUUGUUGAAGGUGAUGUAGUGGGAUUUGGAUAUCGCUAUAGUUCAGGAACCAUAUUUAUAACUCAUAACGGUAAAAAGUUGAUGGAUGUGACGCAAAAUGUUGGUGUUGAUCUUUUUGUUGGGCUUGGUGCAUUUAAUGCUUCAUAUACACGAAGUUAUACCAAAGACGGACUUCUUGAAGAUCCUGAUAACAUUGAAUUAAGAGAGGCAUUAUCAGAAGGGAGGGAAAUAGUCCUCCCUGAUGAAUUACAAAGAGUGAGAGACCCACACAAUGAAAAUGAUCAAAUUGAUUCGGAAGAAGUGGAAUUGCAUGUGAAUUUAGGGCAAGUUGGGUUUGUUUUCAUUGAAGCAAAUGUGAAAAAAUAUGCGUUUGGCACUGUGUAUGGGAAUAUAGGAAUUCCACCAUCAUAUAAUGGAGAAGAAAUUAAGAAUGAUAAACUAUUACAAAAAGGAGAUGAGUUACCACCUAACUAUGGUACUUUGCUGGAUUCAAAUGGAUUUUUUGGGGACAUUCACAUAAAUGAAGGUCAUCGAAAUAACGAAGAAAAUGCAAAUAUAAUAAUUGGCUCUAGUGACACAACUUUAAGGCAAGGUGCUCAUAAUGUUUUAAUGAGAAAGACUCCUGAGACAGAAACCUACGAACGAAUUUCAUCAAGGUUUGAUAGAGAGAACAACCUUUACGAUGAUAAUAUUCCAGAAUUGGCUGGACUUGAGGAAAGAGAUAUAAAUAUGGAACCAUCCAAUAUUAGAAAGGAAAGUCAAAAGCCAACUAAGUUCUCUAAUAACAACAGGAGCCAUAGCAAAAAGAAGCAUAAAAAGAGAGGUAAAAAAGGCAGAGGUAGGAAAUGA